AUGUAUGUCGCUUUGUGGCACGGUGGGCGUCGAUCUCGUCGUGCAACCAAAUAUGACGAUGAGGCUUACGGGGGGCACGAGCUGCUCCUUGAUGCAAAUGUACUGCUGUGGACAAACAAGAGGCUGAUGCUCAUCAACAUUCCAGGUGUGGCUGAAUGGCUUCGGCAUGUGGCUGCGGGCUCAUCACCUGCCCACAUCCCUGACUUGACCCUGAUUUGGGACAUCGAAUGGAACAACCUGCUGGCUAUCAAUUUGCUCAGAGCUAUGCAAGGAGACAGCACGCCUGCACUUCUUGUCUACAGCAGGGCGAAGCAAAUCACUUUUCCGAACUUCCUCCGUGCCAUCAGAUGUCCCGCAAACGAGAUAUGGAUGCUGAGGCAGAAAAUAUGGGAGACCCACCAACGGUAUGUGGUUUUCAGCCCACGGAUGUUGGCAUAUACGCGAAGUGUGAGCUGCAACAACAUCGCUGGGUCAUCGUCACCACCUGCGCUGUUGUCAGCAGAUUUCCGGUGGAUGUGGCGAAGCGAAGGAAAGGGGAGAGCAGUGUCUGUGUGGAGACCAUUGGGGCCACCAGGGUACGUUGCCCUUGGGGACGUGGCCGUCAUUGGUUCAGCCGACCCUUCAUCGCCUGUGGCCAUGCUUCUGGACGACUCAAACACAGCAACUGCAGAUGGACGGCGGUCAAGGGUUGCUGCUCCGCUGGGCUUCCAUAUCAUUUUUCGGUCCACCCAUCAUAGUUUGACAGUUUGGGAGCCGAUUCCUCCAGAUGGAUACUGCGCCAUGGGCUGCAUGGUGGUUUCCGGCAUUGAGACUCCACCCAUCGGCAUUGUGCGGUGUCUUAGAAGGGACUUGGUGAUGUGCACGCAAUUCUUUGAUGCAGCACUGUGGAAGGGCCAGAGUAGCGACAUUGAUACGAUGGUCAGCAGCUUCUGGCUGAAAGAUCAAAACCCUCUGUCGACAUUUUGGGCUGUCCGCGGAGUGGAUCGCCCACAUAGUUCACUCUCUCUUGUGCCGAAACCGGAGGCUGUAAGAAGUGAUGCCUGUUAA
Molecule: messenger RNA, 1047 nt
Organism: Ostreobium quekettii
Lineage: Eukaryota; Viridiplantae; Chlorophyta; Ulvophyceae; Bryopsidales; Ostreobiaceae
Source: the annotation of a GenBank genome assembly